UGUUGGGUAGAUAGUGCGACCGUGUCUGCGUGAAGUCACAGCUUUUAUUCGUUGAUAAAGGAAAAGAGAGAGAAAAGUUAUAGAUUUAUCAAACAUUCAAUGGGAAUGUGAGAGUGCUUAUGUGCUUCUCUUCUAAUAAAAGUGUAGAAUGAUUAAGUAGAAUAUUCGUGUAUAAAGGAUAGCUCCGCACGAACCAUUAUGCCUUGAAACGAACUGUUUAUUGUUUGUAUUAGAACAGAUAAUGUCACCUGUUUCAAUCGAAUGUGACUGUAGUUAGCAUAUAAUAGUGUGCAUAUUCCUUGGCUGUAAAAUUGGAUGUUAGAUUUGGGUAUUGUAAUGUUGGCUUACCAACGUUGCCUGAGGAUCGUGACCUGAAAUUCGUUUGCUGAAUCCAGUGCUACAGAUAUGGGGAACUUCAUAAAAUAUUUCUUUUGUUUCUUAGCAAACACCAUCAUUUCGGAUGCCGUAGGAUUCUUUUUGAAAAAUGAAUUCGAGAGAGAGCAGGACUUUCUUGAAGAAAAGAAUGCAAAAGCGAUCUUUAGUGGCAAUUCUCCUGGCCAAAAUCUUUCGAGAGCGAAUAGAAUAAUCAUUCCUCAUGAAAGUGUUAUAGAAGAAAUACAUUUUGAUGUAACAAACAACCAGCUUCCUUCGAUAUCUCGUCGCCCUGUGCCAAGUAUUUUUCACAUGUUAGGAGGCGAAGUAAAGCAGAACAGACUGAAUAACCCAAGCAGUGUGUCUCUCCCACGAAAUACAAAUUUCCUUCCUCUGACUACUCCGGUAUCCUUCUCCAGCGCGACAUCACUUCACCCUUUCACGCACAGUCAGAUGCAUUCUGCAGACCGUCGAAAUCACCUUGAUCAUCUUAAUCCAGUAUCAUUAUCCCUUCAAGAACGUCGAGGACACCAUCAACCGAUUUUGAGUGAUUUUGCCCGUCCCUCGACGUUAAAAGAUGAUUCAUUCGAAAAUCGACAACUAUCCAAAGUAGAGCCAAAAGGAGGGCCAAACCUUCAGAUUAUAAUGAAGCCAGCAGAUCAUGAGCAGUCUUCAGCUACGAUUCAUUGGUCUCAUGGUUCGAUUAACCGUGAAAAGCCAUCGCCAAGACCGUUGCACCAUUCAAAGGAUUUGAAGCAACCAGCUGGACUGAAUGUCAAUCAAAUCUCGUCUUCAACCACAUCUAAUCUCUUAAAAUAUGUAUACUCUGGUGAUUCCACAAGUUCUUAUACCCAGUGGCUAAAAGGGAACAAACGAUUCCCCGAUAUUUCCCGAAAUCUACGUUUGCAAGGAACUUAUCAACUGCCUUCACAAAGCGAAUCAUCGCCGACUAGUUUGACCGCGACGUCGCGCCUGUCCGCACUUCCCUCGUCUUCUGUAGGAGCAACUAACCAAGUGUUCGCAAAAACGCUUGCUUCCCCUACUUCUGGCACGCGUCUCCCAGGGUUUAAGGCACCUAUGUAUAGAUAUGUAAAUGAGAUACACGGAAUUAAUUAUAAAGGAUCUCCCUUGGAUAGUGCUCGGGGGAUCAACCAACAAGACAGUAGGUUAUUUGGCUCGAAGUUGGCCUUUGAACCUUUCCGAACCACAAAGCUCGACACGCCGAAACGCAGCUCUCAUUCGAAGUCCUCACGUGAGGGGAUCGCUAGCAGUCAUGGAUAUACUGGAACCCUAGGAAUUUUUGAUAGACACAAAACAACAAUAGAUCCAACAGUGAGUUCCAGUCGUUUUGCUGUUCCUCGCAACAGAUCGAACGCGUUAGGGUCUCAGAUCUCUGACGAAACCCAAGUUAGCUUCAACCGAUUAGGACAUGGCAAUCCUAAUAGGCAAGGCAAUCCAGCAACGGCGGAUCCUGUCGUUCUCCAAGGCCCUGCUGACGUCACCAGCGCCGCCGACCUGGCCGCGCUGCUCGGGCUCCUUCCCUCCUCCAUCCAUCACCAUGCAGCAGGAGACGCAGCAGGUGCUUCGUCAGGAUCCUUGGACCUCGAGAAGAGUAAUUUGAUCGACUUUGGGACGACGACCACGGCGCCGCCGCAUUUGGCUAUGGAGAUUUUUGAGCAGGUGUUCAGCGAGGAGGAAAUGCGCGAGAACGCCCUCGUCCGCCGCCUCCAUGAUCGCCUCGAGCACCACGCCCACCGCCUCGACGUCAGUGCCAACAUGAACCCAUGGGCGGCGCUCCUUUACUUCCUCCUGCCGCUCGUGGUCUUUGCCGCCGCUGCUUUCGUCAUCAUGGGCGUGACGCCACAGUUGGUGGGUCUUUUGGGGCUUUUCAUCCCGGGUUUCAUCAUCCUCACGAUGACGAGCGUGGCACCAGGGGGCGGGGGAAGAAGCAGCCGGCGAGGGGCGCGCAAACGGACUCUGCCUCGGAGUUACGUUCGUCGACUAAACUCGGUCGACGAUAUUUACAGUGACAUGCAAAAGCAUAUAUUUUCUUUUCGAGAAAAGUACGGUUCCAAAGAAAUUUAGGGCUAAUACAGGUUUAGAGUUUAAAGACGCAGGAACAGAAUUUGGGUGACAAGGAGUCCAUGUUAUGAAGGAUAAUGCUCAAACACUCAUUUUUUAAGAGAAAAUAUAUUUCUGAGCGAUUCAUGAUUGUUUUAGUUUACUAAACAUGGAAGGAGGAAGCAUGCCUAUCUUUUUGUCUA
Molecule: messenger RNA, 2636 nt
Organism: Penaeus monodon (black tiger shrimp)
Lineage: Eukaryota; Metazoa; Arthropoda; Malacostraca; Decapoda; Penaeidae
Exons: 3
Coding region: 406-2457 (683 amino acids)
Source: RefSeq, a predicted model, not a curated record